This is a messenger RNA of Phalaenopsis equestris, 2702 nucleotides long. RefSeq names its product peptidyl-prolyl cis-trans isomerase CYP63-like. Gene Ontology annotation, molecular function: peptidyl-prolyl cis-trans isomerase activity. The record is from RefSeq and is a predicted model, not a curated record. NCBI's taxonomy places the organism in Eukaryota, Viridiplantae, Streptophyta, Magnoliopsida, Asparagales, Orchidaceae. Bases 522 to 2516 code for a protein of 664 amino acids. Gene Ontology annotation, biological process: protein peptidyl-prolyl isomerization. The transcript is spliced from 15 exons.
CAAAGCUCGCUGUAUCUUAUCUCUCUCUCCUUUGCCUCACCUUUGCUUCUUUUUUUUCUGUGCUCCACAAGCAGCUGAAGCUGCCAGCAUGAUCUGAAUUCUCCAUUCUUUCUCUAAAUCAUCAAAAGCUCAGAUCAUGUUGCAGUUUCAUCUGCUGAUAGGAGCACAUGGGAAACCUAAAUUACAAGCCUUUAAUUUCCAAUCUCUCUUCUAUUUUCCGUUUAUUUCCUGAAAUGAAAAUAAUUUAAAGAUUCAUUAUGAAUCUGAGAUAGAUUGCUGAUUUGAGUUUUUGCAGUCUGCGUUGCUCUGAUUUGUCCAACAUCCACCUCACAAAAGUGUUGCAGGUCAGAUUUGCUUCAUCGGCACAGGAACCUUCAUCUCUCUUCGAUUCAGGUGGAAGAAAUGAAGAAAGAUAAGCUCAUGUAUCUGCAUGGUCAGUACUUCUGAUAUCUUUCCUGCCAUAUCGAGGACUACGACAUGCUUCGUUCUUCUUAUCUCUGAGCAUUGCUUGAAUCAGAAAGAUGGUGAAGAGGAACCCCCUUGUUUUCUUGGAGAUAUCAGUUGCUGGUGACCCAGCUGAGAGAUUGGUAAUUGAGCUUUUUUCAGGUGUUGUUCCAAAGACUGCUGAGAAUUUCCGUUCACUUUGCACAGGUGAGAAAGGUUCAGGACGUUCCACUUCAAAGCCUUUACAUUACAAGGGAUCGAUCAUUCAUCGCAUAGUUAAAGGAUUUGUUGCCCAGGGUGGUGAUUUUACACGACAAGAUGGCAGUGGUGGUGAGAGCAUUUAUGGAGGAAAGUUUCCAGAUGAAAAUUUUAAACUCAAGCAUGAUGGACGUGGGAUUCUGUCCAUGGCAAACAGUGGUCCAGAUACAAAUGGUUCCCAGUUUUUUAUUACACUGAAGGCCGCACCAUUUCUUGAUGGAAAACAUGUUGUUUUUGGAAAGGUCGUACAUGGUUUGGAUUUUCUGAAGAAGAUUGAGCAAGCUGGUUCUGAUAGUGGAAAACCUACUUGUCUUGUAAAAAUUGUGAAUUGUGGUGAAAUAACUGAAAAUAAGGCUGCCUCUUUUUCAGCUGAGAAAGUUAUUGCAGGCAAGAAACCAGAAAAGGUUGAGAAAGAUCUUUCAGAUAGUUCUGAUGGAGUGAGGGACGGUGACAAAAGACAUGUUAAGGACAAAAGGGCAAAGAGAAAAAAGAGAUACUCAUCAUCAGAUUCUUCUAGUUCUGAUGAUUCUGACUCAGAUUCCUAUUCAACUAGUAGUGAUUCUGAUUCGGACACUUCAUCUUUAAGCUCAAGCUCGUCUAGUGACUACAGACACAAGAGGAGAAAGAAAGCUAUUGUAAAGGAUAAAAAUGGAAAUAGAAAAAGAAAACAAGAGAAGCAUAGAGGGAAGCAACGUAGAAACCUCACCAAUAAGUCAAGACGAAAGUCAAAAUGGAUUUCAACAAGUUCAAGUGAUUCAGGCAGUGGAAAUAGUGACAGCAGCAGUUCUGAUACAGAAGAACAUGACAACAAACGUAUUAAUAGAUCCAAUAAAAAAUCUCCGCCUGCUGUUAUAUCUGCCAAAGUUCCUAUGAAAUCAGCUGUCGAAGGGAAAGCAUUUUCUGAGAAGUUGUCUUCUAAAGAAAAUAUUUCUCAAGAGAAGGGUGAACUUCAAGAAAAUGGGGAAGCCAGACAAAAUAAUGAUGUGAAUACCAAAGUUGGGAGAACCAUGGAUCAGCGUCACUUGUCUGAUGAGAAAUCAACUGAAUCCUGGGGACUGAAUAAGAAUUCUGGAGGUGAUCCUAGUCCUAGGAGUGGCCCAAAUAGCAGCUUACCGGUGAAUGCUUCUGCCAGAAGCCCAGUAAAAGAGUUCGGCAGGCAAGAUCAGCGGUCAACUAAAGCCUCAGAGCCUGCUCCCCUUGAAACACUAAAUAUUACAAAAGAAGUUUCUCUAGAUGGUGGUCAACAACGUGUAAGGAAGGGACGAGGAUUUACUAAAGAAUAUUCAUUUGUGCGUCGGUAUAGGACACCCUCACCAGCACCCUCUCCUGCUCGUCCUUAUUAUAGGGGAAGGAAUGAUCUGGGAAGAGAUUUAGAGAGGAAUGGAAGGCUCAGGAAUUAUCAGGAGAGGUCUCCUUUGAGACGUUCACGAAGAUCUCCAAGCAGGAGUCCCUACAGAUAUCAUGGACGGAGAAUGCGAAGCAGGAGCAAUUCUCGUAGUCCCAGGUUUCAGAGCCAAAAUCGGGGCCGGAGUUCUAGUCCAAGGAGAAAUCGAAGUCGAAGUAGAAGCCGAAGUAGAAGUCCAGCAAACAGGCAUCGUCCAACUGUUAGUGAUAUGCUUCGAUCUCGUCUUGGUCCAAGGAGGACCAGCCCUCCUGCUCCUCCUCCUCACCGGAGAGCAAAAUCCAGAUCAAACAGUCGCUCCAGGUCUCCUGACAAAUUCAAGAGCAAAAAAAUAACUUGUCCAGGCAGCUCCAGGUCCAGCAGCCCAGCUGGAAACAAAGGUCUGGUUUCCUAUGGUGAUGGAGAAACCUGAAUCAGUCUGUCUCUUCCCAGGCUUUGGAUUUUGUAAUCUUUGCUGUAUUUGGUUUCAGUGUUUGUUUUGUCCAAACUUUAAAUAUUUGGGGCAAAUUAGUUUAAAUUCUUCACGUUUAGCUCAACUUAUAAAUGUGUUUGUAUUUUGAAAUCUGUUGUGAUAGAAAAGUACCGUUUAAACUUAAAA